AUGCAUGAAGCGAUGGCCUCGCACGUAGAGAGGGCCGUGGACCUCUCAGAGAACCGCCAGCCUGGUCUCUAUGCCUCAUCGACGGUUCCCUUUGCAUUCGCCGUCCUCUCUGUCGUCCUUCGCUUUUGGUGUCGCCAGAAAAAGAGGGCAGGCCUCUGGAUCGAUGACUGGCUCAUCGUCAUUGCGUUGGUGUGCGCUGUCGGCCUCACGGCUGAUCUUGUAUGGUUCGAAUACCUCUUCAUCGGCCUCUUCGUGGCCGAGUUGACUUACACCGGGGUUAUCAUCUUCGUCAAGUUCUCAAUAGCCGCUCUAUACUGGCGCAUCUUCGAAAAGGCGAGCAUCAAAAUCCCCAUCAUCAUCGUGUCGGCGCUGGUGGCCAUGUGGGGAACUGCAGUGUUCCUGCUCACCGUCCUUCAAUGCAUUCCCACGCAAGGUAUCUGGGACAAGACCAUUGACUCAUCUUGCGACGUCGACUCCAACAUGUUUCUCAUGGCCAUAUCCAUACCGAACAUCCUCAUCGACGUCUUCCUCCUUCUGCUGCCAGUUCCUUACGUCUUCAGUCUGCACAUCUCACUUAGCCGCAAGGUCUCAGUCUUGUCCAUGUUUCUUCUGGGUGGAUUCGUCUGUGUGGCUUCCAUCAUGCGUCUUAUCGCUGUCGUCAAUCAGAGCACCUCGGCCGACAUGACUUGGAACGUUGUGGGUCAGGCAACGUGGGCCAAGAUGGAGGCAGAUUUCGCCAUCAUCUCAGCGUGUCUGCCUACUCUGAGGCCCCUGUAUGUGGCCCUUCUCCCGAAGCGUUUCGCUGCCCGAGCCUCCGCUGGCUCAGACUACACAGGCAGCAAAGAGGAAUCCAGGAAGAAGAGUGUGCAGCAGUCUUGGGGCAUGUCUGUUCUCCGGUCCAGGGACGACGACACCGCUCCCUUGUCCUCUGUGGCCGGGAUCGAGGGACCAAACUCCCAUUAUCACAUGGUCAAGGAUGCACAGGAGGCCAGGGUCACGGUCGUGUUAUCAAACAACUCGGACAGCAGUCAGAUUCGAUCGCCAGCCUCCAUAAGGGUGGAAACCGCUUGGGACGUGGAGUACAGUGGAACUAAAAGUCCUCGGAACGCCUACGCCGUAUGA
Messenger RNA from Geosmithia morbida, 1122 nucleotides. RefSeq lists its product as uncharacterized. NCBI's taxonomy places the organism in Eukaryota, Fungi, Ascomycota, Sordariomycetes, Hypocreales, Bionectriaceae. The record is from RefSeq and is a predicted model, not a curated record. The transcript is spliced from 6 exons. The coding region runs from base 1 to 1122 and encodes 373 amino acids.